AUGGCAAAGUCUGAAAUCGACUUGGUCAAGAUCACAAACAAGUACGUCGUUGUCAACAAACCUUCAGGUAUACAAUGCAGCGGCUUUAAGAACUAUGCCCACCAUCUACUACCACAAUUGACAAAGAAAUUUAAAGCAUUGCACCCAGAUAGAACUCUCAAUGCUUCACAAUUCAAGUUAGUACAUAGACUAGACAAGUAUGUUACUGGGGGACUCGUUGUAGCCAGGGACCGCAAAUGGGCUAUGAAAAGCAGUAAGUCAUUGUCUAGUAAAGGAAAUUCACCUGACUCGAUUAUCCGUAGAUAUGUUGGUCUUUUACCUAUUCCCGAAGAUGACAGUCUCAAAUCUGGAUGGAUAACCUAUGAUAUCCAAGCACCUCAAAAAGACUAUAAGGGAUCUACUGAAACCAGAAAGGUGCUCAGCUAUAAAGCUUUAACCAUUUUCCAAAUCUUGGAUGAGCUAAAGCUUCAACCCACCAAAACUCAGCUAAGUAUGUACCCCAAAAUAUAUCUGGGGAAGUGUAUUGUCCCCAUAAUUCUACAGUUACAAACUGGAAGGAAGAAUCAGUUGCGCGAUCAUACGCUCCAGUCAUUCAAUACAACUCUUCUCAAUGAUGACAACUUCGAACAAUUCAAAUACAUUCUGAUGCCGCGGUCUGGGAUAAAUAUUGAUGUAAAUAGCACAAUAUUUAAGUCUAAUCAAAUUGGUUUGCAUUCUGCUUUUAUUGAAAUGCCCGAUAAGGCAUCUUCGGUGCUGUUUGUAUUUCCAAUUUGCGCCAAGCAAGAUCGGGUUCUA
This is a messenger RNA of Scheffersomyces stipitis CBS 6054, 795 nucleotides long. It is a transcript of the gene PUS5, whose product is annotated as pseudouridine synthase. Gene Ontology annotation, molecular function: RNA binding; pseudouridine synthase activity. The record is from RefSeq and is a predicted model, not a curated record. The annotation marks the transcript as partial. Gene Ontology annotation, biological process: pseudouridine synthesis. NCBI's taxonomy places the organism in Eukaryota, Fungi, Ascomycota, Pichiomycetes, Serinales, Debaryomycetaceae. The transcript has 2 exons.